Molecule: messenger RNA, 11117 nt
Organism: Amoebophrya sp. A120
Lineage: Eukaryota; Dinophyceae; Syndiniales; Amoebophryaceae
Source: the annotation of a GenBank genome assembly
ACCAGCGCGUUUUUUUCUAGCAAGGGGAUUUAUUAUAUAUACGUAAGUGUCUCAUAACUAAAAGUAAAAGUUUAAGUUGGUCGCGCAGCCGGCACAUUAGUGCGUACAGCCUAGCUUUAAUACAUUGUUGACAGCUACUAGUGACAUUUUAAAAGUCGAGCUUAAAAAUCAAGAACAACAUCGAAACUAAUUUCACGAGAAACAAGCCAGACUUUUGAAUACUGGCAAGGGCGUUUAUCAUGUAUAGAAAUCAGCGAGCCUAGACUGAUACAACUUUCCACGAAAAAAAAACAUGAGGAAAAACCUAAACGUCUCUACGACGCAAGAACGCGCGCUAGGUCGCGGGGUGGAGACAGGAGUCGGCAACGGCAUGCAGCAGCACAGUAACGUCCACGUAGGAACAUCAAACCACAUGGUUCCACCCCUACCCCCGACUGCUCUUCCAGAAACGCCCGACAACAAGCUCCUGGACGAGCUGUCUUUCCAGCUGAAACCGUGGAAACCGAUCCUGCUGCGGAAGUCUUCUACAACCGCAGCUGCGACGGCGCCGACUGCGGGUGGCGUUGCAACUACGAACAGCGGGGGGAAAAAUAAUUUUGUUCUGGAAUUGCUCGCGGACUCGAGUGUUAGCUUGGAGAAUAUGCAAUGCAAAAGUAUCGUACUGGUAUAACUUGCAAUACAAAUUGGCUCAGCAUGACGAAUGCAUUUGUCAUGCUGUUUUUCCUUGGGCUGGACGAGAUUUGUAAUGCAUGACUGCGAUUACUACGAGUGCGAUACUUUUGCAGAGGAUAGAGAAAUUGCAACAGCAAUUUGUGUAUCAAAUGUAAAAAUGUCUGGGUCUGGAAACUUGUGAUGCUCGGUGGCGUAUCAUGAGGAGGCCGCAAGUGCUGGCUCAGCAUGACAAGUUUCUGAGCUUCUAGGUGCUGCCUAUUCUGCAUGACAAAGUGCCAUUCUGCAUGACAGAAAAGUUGCGCUCUUGGGUAACGUGCAUGACAGAUCUGAGAGUCAUGCCAGACAAGCAUGACAAACAUGCAUUCUUCCAGACCCAGACAUUUUCACAAUCCAUAUUGUGCUUUCGAGUUCCAGCACCUCCGCCUGGUCGUUCUCCUUUGCGAAAACCUACAGUUGUACGGGCACAGGAGGAGGGACUGCUGGUAAUGGUGAUGCUCCUGGUGGUGACCAGCAUCAAGCGUUAACCGUCGUUAUCGCGGUUCUGAACAAGCAGAGCACCAGCGCAGCUAAUAGUAGUACAACCAAAAUGAUCCCGAGGACACCAGUUUCCCGCCAAGAAGUUCGGCUUUGGUCGAACCAAAACUUGUGGCGAAAGCGGGGCUGGUUGCUGAUCAAGCAAUACCGGGAGAACGCAGGGUUUGUGAACGAGCUGCUCCUAUCAAGUGUAAAAAUGUCUGGGUCUGGAAGAGUGCAUGUUUGUCAUGCUUGUCUGGCAUGACUCUCAAAUCUGUCAUGCACCUUACCCAAGAGCGCCACUUUUCUGUCAUGCAGAAACGCAGUUUGUCAUGCAGAAUAGGCAACACCUAGAAGCUCAGAAACUUGUCAUGCUGAGCGAGCACUUGUGGCGUCCUCAUGAUACGCCACCCAGCAUCACAAUUUUCCAGACCCAGACAUUUUUACAUUUGAUAGCUCCAAUUGUGGGAAACGUUUUACGAAAAGAAAGUGUUGCAGCUGCACGAUAUUAUCGAUGAUGAUAAGGACAACGCCCGUUCAACAUCGCAUCACGCUCUGCAGCUGCACUGGGGCAGCUACGAAAUGUGCCUACUUGUGUUGUCGUUUCUGCGGUUCGAGAAUUUGAUACCGGAUUUGCGAGCGGCAAGUGGUGGAACAAGCGCAACGCCCCCUACUGGAUUCGGAUUGGCGGGGGCAUCCAAUUCGGACAAAAUCGACGGUGUCUGCACUGCGUUUGACGGAAACUGGAGCAGCGUGGGUUCGCAGUCGAAGGAAGACGCGGAGUGCAGGUACUAGUAUUUAUUACCUUGCGAAAACUCUACCGCAUUAUCUUUCUGUGAUGCCAUGAUAUCACGAGGAUUCACACAGAAGUACAACUGUAAGAGUAAUUUCCUAGAAAUACCGGAUAUAUUUAUAUGAUAUUUUUUGUGUAUCAGGCGCCGUCUCGACACCAUCGGCUCCUCCGCUUCUGGGCUUUUUUGCCGGUUGGUUCGUUUUCUCACGCGAAGGGCGGAGCAACUUUCUGAUAACAUGAAGCUGAACAAAGGGAAUAAAACAAGGCAGAUCCCCCUUCUCUCCCUCGACGGCGACCAGGAAGAGCGGCAAUCGCCCUGUCUACUCGCUGUCGCAGAUCCGUUUUUGCCCGUUCACAUCGACAGCGAUGCUAAUAUGACGCACAGUGGAAGUACUAGUGCAGGAAUGAUGUUGAGUAGCAGUUCUCCUUCCCCGCUCUUGAACAACAAGCAGGAGAGUAAAAAGAUGAUCUUAACCUGCCCGAUCGACGACCAUGAAGGGUUUUGCUCCUCCAACGACGAACCUGCUGCCACGGAUGACCAAAAAAGUACUUCUUCAAAAAUGAAUCCGAAGAAGCUGAAACACAACUUCGCAGUGAAGUUCGAAAAAGUUCUUCGAGAGACGCACAAGAUCGUGAACGGUACGGAUGACAUCGCGAAGGAGAAAUUUUUCCGGGUCGAGAUGCAGCUGCAUUCCUACGUCGGGCUUGGCGGGAUGAAUAGUGCUUUGGCGAUGUCGAAAAUUUUAUCGAGCUCUUCUUCUAACAGUCUUAGCAGUAAUAAAGAUGUCCAGAACAGCAAAUCGAUCCCACCUGCAGUCCCUGGACUUCUUCCUCCUGCUGGCUCUUUAGUAGUUGGUGCAACUUCUACUACAGCAGCUGCGCCAAAUUACUCCAAAACUUCCGGGUCUGCUUCCCCGGUGAAGAACUUGUCAAAGGAGGAGCGACAACCGAGCAAGGUGGCGUCAUACGAUGUUUUUAACCCGACAAGCAGCACGAGUUCUAGUACCAGUGUCGUCGUUGUGCCAAAGAUGAAUGGCGCACCAGCAUCUUCUUCUUCAAAAGAAGUCGUGGCAGCAGGUGGACCACUUCCUGUAGAAGUUCCUGCUUUGAACAGUAGUACUGCUGGUGGUCUUGUUCCCAACAGCACGUCGACGGUUAAAAAUCUCUCUGUAAUGAAGCCGGCAACUUCUACGAGCGCGGCGGGACAACCACAAAUUCCCGCAGCAGCUCCACCCGCCCCGGUAGUUACAACCAGCACCGUUUCAUCGGUUCUGCCACCAGCUGCUCCUGCUCCGCAGAAUAACAAUAAGUCCAGUUUUGGUUUUAUCCCGCGAAAAAACUGUUUCACUGUGAUGGUCUUGCAAGAUCUGCAUCACAAGUUUGUUACACAUGACACAGAAAAUUUGCCAUGCGCGCUUCCAAAGGAAAAACACCGCUAAAGAGUCCUCGAGGUCUUGCAGGUGUGGCAAGACAAAUUCAAAUAGUUCUGUCUUCCAUUCUAUGCAUCACAAGUUCACAGUGAAACAGUUUUUUCUCGCGAUAGGUUUCGACUUAGAGCUCCCCUCGCCAAUGUGCUCGAAGCUGAUAGCCGUGCAGAAAACCUCCUCGAGCGAAAACUCCUCGAAAAACGGAUCCGUACAGAGCUCGAAAAACAACUCCUUGCAGUCGUCACCGAGAAUGUUGAACAAUGGGAGUCAACUGGCGCAGGGUGCGGCGCAGGAAAAUCAUCCAGAAGGAACUUGUUCUGGUGCAACGACUUUACAAUUACAACCUGGCGGUGCACCGGUGCAACUGCCUUCAAACACGACUGGCGCACCAGAAGCUCCUCCUAGUGCAGGAAAGGCAAAUGAAUCGACGGAUGUUCUUCAUGGCGCGCCCAAUGCAAACAACAACCCGCCAGCCAGUCCGACCAAAGCGAAAUUGUAUGUGGCUCCGCACUUGCGCCGGCAGCAGGUCGGGCAGAAUCAACAAAACUCCGCUGGUACUGCUCAGUCAGGAACUGCAGGUGGUGUAGCUGGUACAACAGGAAAUGCUGAGAUGCUGAACAGCACGACCACCAGCGGCCAGCACCAGCAGCAACACACUUCUUACCAAGCUGGACCUGGAGCGUACAGCAAUUUUAACCCGACGCCGGGGCAUGGUCAUCACAAUGCGCAGAUGAUGAGCUGCAACUACGGAGCUUCAGCGUACGACCAGAAUAAUUACCACCAGCACUACAACCACCACAGCUACAACACAGCAACAUCUUCCACCAACACUACAACACAAAUAUGAGGGCGAUUGGGCCGUUCACUCUAAAAAAAUCAAAAUUUUUUUCUUAGUAUGUUUUGAUUGCAGUUUUUAGGUUUGAAGUGCGACGGUUUGGACGCGCACUCGGGCAGGUUCUCUUUGCGGUCGGGCGAUGUGACGGUGUGGGUGAUAUCAAGAUGAGAACUAGCUACAAGCUCCAAGGUGAACAAGUUUAUUAAGCAUUCUGAAUCGGUAGAAAAUAGAAGGUAACUAGAAGGCGAUUAGCUUGCAUUCUGGGAUCCUAUAUCCAAGAAGGUGGGCCGCCCAACUGCCUCGGGGCCCCUUCAACGGGAUGCCGAAAGUUGUGUGCUUUGAAAUGGCCAUACCAUCAAGGGAAGCUCAAAAAAGCUGCACUUUUGAGGUCCGACCGUUCAACUUCGCAAAAAACAGCUUCCGGCGGAGGUCCUGAAAGGACCUCGCUUUAAAUCCUACCCUACCAUCGGGAUUGAGUUCCUGAAGUGAGGUCCUGAAUGAGGUGCCGAAACGCAACCAUAAUAAAAACAGGCACGCUCGCGAAGCAUGUCAGACGGGGCUCCGAGCCGUGAUGGCCCCGGCAGAUUUCCCAUAUACCAUGCGGAUAAUGCUGCUCUUUCUCAUUGAAAGUCCUCAUCUCUAAACCCUAAAGCCCAUGCCUUAGUUAACUAGUUCAACUUGGAGCUUUGGCUAGUUUCAAUUUCAUAUCUCCAAAAUCAGCCUCACCUGACCAGGUUCGCCUCCGAUCGCACCCAACAGCAGCCGUUAUGGGAUAGCUCUUGAGAUGCUUUUUGUAAUGCAAAUAUAGCAAUAAAAAAUUUUUGAUUUUUUUUAGAGUGAACGGCCCAAUCGCCCUCAUACUACAACCACCACAGCUACAACACAGCAACAUCUUCACAGUGGCAGCAAAGAGAAGGCACCAGCCAUGCGAACAACUGGCAUGGGUCCUCGUACAAUCAUGUCAAUGCGGGGGCACAGCAGCAUCAACACCAGAAUAUCUACGACCAGUACGACCCUGCGCCACCGCCAGGAGUGCAGCAGGUUGCAGGCAGCCCUGGAGCAGCCGCGGCACAGUAUUAUGACCACCAACAGUACAGUUUCAAUGGUUUACAGCAGCGGCCGCAUGCGCAGCAGCACCAAUACGAGCCUGAAAACCAAAAGACACAGCAGGCUGCAGCGGUGCAUCUCCCGGAACAACGUGAAGCGAGCAGUAUUACAACAGCAACCUCCCGGGUUGAAGGAGCCGCGCCACCACCGCCCGUUGAGCUGCUCGAGGAAGUUGCGACAUCCGUUCUUGCUGGGCCGGAAAUUAUCGUGGGAAAUGAAGAACACAAGCCGCAGCUGUCGAAGCAAUCGAGCUCCAGUAGCGAAAACAACUCCUUCAGCGAAAGCUUCGAUUUGCAGGGGGUGAUCGACAAGGCACUGGUGAUGGGGGAAACUACGCCAAAGGGGAGUGAUGUGGCAGCUCGAGUAGGAGAUGAACAAACACAUCGAAGUGCUAUCCAAGCUUCACUGGAGAAGGCGAUUGAAGAAGGAGUAGUUGCACGGGAUCAAAACGAGCAGGAUGAUCAGAUGAACCAGGCUGAUAUUAUCGCGGAGACCGCGCCGAAGAAUAAUGUCACUGCAACUACGGGCACGGCUAUCACGAGCAUAUCAAAUGUAAAAAUGUCUGGGUCUGGAAGGCGGUAACUUGUGAUGCUGUCUUUGGAUUCCAAAAAAAUCUGUCUUGCAUGACUAGCAAAAGGAGUCCAGUUUGUGCUACACGGGGAGGGCAUUUCUCAUGCGGAAUAAGCAUCAGGAAGCCUCUUAAAAAUCUGGGAUGCUAGGGCAUGCAUUACAGGCGUCAUUGGUCAUGCAACAUAUGCAUGACAAACCUGGCAAUCUUCCAGACCCAGGCACUUUUGCAUUUGAUAGAGCAGUCCGAGCAGUAAGGAAAUCUUCACUUCCAGCAGUGGGUACUCGACCAGUAACGAGAACGGCAAGGAGAAAGAACAGAUGAAGAAGGAUCGGGAAGAUGGCAAGAAGAUGCCUGCUGGAGGGGCAACUACGGCUACGGCUAACAUUGAAAUUGACGUGCCUGCAGAGGACGUUUAUCAGGUCGAGGACUUUAGUACGACGACGCAUUCUGCCGUAGUAGUAGCUGAAGCUGCUGCUGAUGCAACGUCCCCAGUAGUAGUUGACCAUGACACGCCCACGCAAGCGCUGCUGCCGCCUUUGAUGCCAACGAUGGUCGAUGCGGGUUUACAGCCACAUUCGCCGCCGGCGGGUGCCGGAGGACCUCCUGUGACUGUUAGUGUUACGCAGCAGCAGCAGCCGCCAACCACGACCACGACCUCGACCACGUUAGUCACUCCCCUUCCUACUUCCCCUUUGAAGCCUUUGACGACGGAACAAACCGCGGAGCAGAAGAAGUGUGAGGACUGGAUGAGGGCUCCCUCGAAGCACGGCUACACGGACUGGGUGUUGCGGCAGCUGUUUCCGAACGACUUUAAUAGUGGGGGCUCCGGUAGAAGUUCUGGUGGUGCUGGGGAAGUAGACAGUGGGGAAGGAGGGAGUAUUAACGGUGACACUGCGCUGCCGAAGGAGGAGAGCGAUGUUCUGACCACCGAGAAGAUGAACAAGAAAAGUGGCUUGGCUCAUGAUGACACAGUGGGGACCACGGCUGAUACAACCUUGCUGCAACACAAGCCCCUCGUCGAAACGCCGACGGAGGGGAACGCGCUGGAGGAAACGCAGUUUGGAAUUUGCGUAUCGCCGAAGAAAACCGAAAGGUUCCGCAACAUGAUCGCGCAAGAGGUGGAUGGCGGUACAACUAAGGUUGUUCCACCGUCUAGUUGUAUCCCAAGGCACCACUCCGGCACGGCGUCGCUGCAAGCAGAAUUAUCCACUUCGAAGGCGAGCUCCUCCGGGUCGGUGGAGCACCAGAAGUUGCUGUUGGGAGGACAAGCGCAUGAGCAGGGAAUUAUGGUGAUGGAAAACGAAGGUUUACCUACGACCACAUCAAGCGCGGCUGCGUUACUCGCUCCACCUGGAGCUGUCGUAGGAGUCCCUCCGACGAACAAUAAAACUCUGAACACGCCGCUCGCCUCUACCGCCAAUGGGGUUUUCCGUGCGUUCUUGCAAAACGCUGCGGAGAAGGCGAAACAGGAGCAGGAACUGCAAGGUGUUGGUUCGGCGGAAAACGAGGACGAAGUUGAUCCGGUGAUGCUGGGAGAAGAAGAAUAUUGCGCAGCAGAAGCUGCGUAUGUUGUUCCUGGGCAAGAGACCACUGAAGAGCAGCAGGUUGCGUACCUGGAAGAUCCGCAUGAGCAGCAUGUUGACCAUAAUUACACGACUCUUGACGCGAACCAAAACUCGUUCUCCAAAAACCGGAUCUACCAGGAAUUCUACCCGAACGCGACCCCCCCGAGUGCAGGAAACAACAACAACAGCAGCAGCUUUGUAGACCAUAACCCGUAUCAAACCAAGCCGAGUCUAUCACAUGUAAAAGUGUCUGGGUCUGGAAGAAUGCAACUUGUCAUGCUAAAUCUGAAGCAUGCAAAAAUCUGUGUUGCAUGAUUACCAAAAGUCGCCCAGGUUUGACCAAGUCGGGAGGGAGUUUCUCAUGCAGGAACGGCAUGAGAGAGAUCGCGCAGAAUCUGUCAUGCUAGGUCCUGCACUCCAGACCUCAUGGGUGAUGGAAAAGCUGCAUGACAAAUCGCGCAUUCUUCCAGACCCAGACAUAUUUGCAUUUGAUAGAGUCUGGCCGUUACCGAAUUCACGCCCGGCGCGUCCGAGCACAUCACGCAAAAUACGGACCAGCAGAUGGGAUUGGGAAUCACGGCGGCUGAGGAGACCGCCUAUCUGAACAGCAACAGCCCGCAUUUUUUGGUGCAGGACCUUGUGACAGCGGGUGUUGGUGGUCACUCGGAUCCGUGGGUCACGGGAGAUCAGCAGUAUAACUUGGGUGACCCGCACAGCAGCUCGGACAUGGAACAUCAAUACGGCCAGCACCAAGGUCCAGGGGUUGAUGGUAAUAAUUACCAGCACAUGGUGCACUACGGCGACACGACAACAAACGAAGAGCAUUUGACAACUGCUUCGGGCGUACCGCUUACCGGAAAUACAAAUACUAGUGCAACCACUGCUGUUGACUUAGAUCAACACCCUGCACAUCACCUGUCGACGAACGUCCACGACAUUCUUUCCUUCGACCCGAUGCUGAUUCUCUCCCCGAUCGAGGGCCAGAACUCGUUACUUGAUCCGGCGGUUUUCGCGGGAACGAACUUUUUCGAACAAGGCGCAGAUCAACAACAUCAUGCGACUCCCGGCGGUGCUGUUGCACCGCCGCUGGCACAGGUACAUAACCAGACUAGUGCACCAGCAGCCAUCUCAUCCGGUGAGGAAGAAUUGAUCACGCCAACGAAUUCGAGCAGCUACUACACCGCGAGUUACAAGUCCUCGCGGGGAACAAAUAACUCGCAGCAGGGAGGGGAUUCUCUUUCGCCGUCGAAGAACAGUUCGUUUAACAACAUGAAAAACGCGAUGAAUGGAACGCCGAAACAAGCUGUGGGUGGUGGAAAUGCAACUACAUCUUCCAACAGUGCAGCUGCGCCGAUGAACAAUGUGAUGCACCACCCUGGGCUGCACCAGUGGGGUCCAGCUCCUGGAGGGUCUUCGCAUCCCCCGGCGGGCGGCCCGUUGCCACCUCCUGGAGUCGUCACCGCGAUGCCACCGAUUCUCCCGCCCACCGUAGCCGGAACGGCCGUUGUGCCCCCGGUGACGGCGAUGCUCGCGGGGCCGCCGAUGAUGCCGCCACCGAACAUGAUGAUUCCCCCACCGAUGAUGCCGCCGCCGCCCAACAUGGCGCCGCCGCCGGUUUUGCCGCCAAACCUUCAACAUGGGCAGCAACACUUAGUGCAGCACCAAAAUCAGCAGCAAUUCCGACACCAACAUCACGCCGACAACAUCCCGACCCGGCGGCCCCGGGGCCACCCGCACAUCUCCCGACAGCCUGCAGUGAACGAUUCUGGGAUUGCGAUGUCCAUGACAGUGGGCCCCGAGAUCCGGAUGGUGAACUCGACCCGAAACCACUACCGGAAGGCGCCGGCGUCGGUGCCUUCGCACAGUUCCUCGAGUUCGAACCCGAGUAACAUCUCCACUCCGAUCAAAGCCCGGAGCAAGGACAAGCAGUCCGUGAGCAGCUCUGGAGGGCAUAAUUCCUCGUCCGCGCCGCACCAUUACAACUACAUGUACGCGAUGAGCAACGCGAGCAAGGUGAAUUCGAAAAACAAACUCACCGGGCAACCGGAACCGACACUUCUACAAAAGCGGAAGCAGCCGUCGAAGCGGGAGCAGAAAAUCAUGGUGUUUAUCUGCAAUUCGCGCAUGCUGGUGGACCCGUUUGCCGUCGGGAACUGGUUGCAGGAGCGGCGGGGAAGCAAGUCAAGCAAAUCGCAGUCCAAAUCGCAGUCGGAGGAGGAUGGAAGCUCGAAUUCUGUGAAGUCCAGCAAGCUGAGUUGCAGUGAGGCGAGCAGUUCGAAAGACCAUGCGGAGAUCGGAGCCGUAGUUCAGGACAAUUUGAUGAAGAACACAACUUCGACUUCCGAGGAAGAAGACGGGGAGUUGAUGCCCACGGAAAACGAAUUAGAGCAAUAUGCGACCGAAUUUGACGAAUGGCUGAUGAUGAAGCAGGCUGAAAAACCGAAAUCCAACAGCAAAAGCCGCUGGUUGCCACCGGAGGGCGCGUACCAGAACUUGAACGAGGGUGGUUCUUCUUCGGGGAUGAACAGUGGGGAAGUGAGCGAGUUGGAGGAAGACGUCUUCACGUUCCAAAGUGAUCAACCGCUCCCGCAACGGGAAAUUUCCACGGCUUCGAGUAAGAACGGGCCAUCUUCAUCUUCGAAUGGUGGUGCAGCUUAUCCGCCGGGUAUGCUUCCACCGGGCCCGGUGCCGGAUCCGCACGGAACGAACCCGCAUCUGCCGAAGGGGAGUUAUCAAGUGCAAAUGUGUCUGGGUCUGGAAGAGUGCAUGUUUGUCAUGCUUGUCUGGCAUGAGACUCUUUAAAUCUGUCAUGCACGUAUUACCCAAGAUCCUCAUUUUUCUGUCAUGCAGAAAGAACGCAGUUUGUCAUGGGGAAGAGGCAACACCUACAAGCUCAGAAACUUGUCCUGCUGAGCCAGCACUUGUGGCCUCCUCAUGAUACGCCACCCAGCAUCACAAGUUUCCAGACCCAGACAUAUUUGCAGUGCAUAGGAGUGUUUGGAAGACGUCGUCCGCGAACGCCCACGAGCUCCGGGGGUACGAUAUCCUGUGCAAAAGUAUCGUACUCGUACUAAUUGCAGAUACGCAUGACAAAUCCAACUUUCUACCUGAAAUAGCAUGACAAAUUGAAUUUUUUUUCUUGGGAAAAUUUGGAAUGCGUUUAUACUAGUACGAUGGAUACUUUUGCAAUUUAUAUACGACCGCGUGGCGCAUACGGCUCCGGGGAUGGAUACGGACCAGCAGCUGCAGGGUAACAUGAAUCAUGCUAGUAGUUCUUUGGGGAAUAAUCCGAAAGAUUUAGUCGAAGCUGCUACUUUUGCCUGGGUCGGGGAAAACCCGCCGCCGGGGUUUCAGAGUCAGAACAGUAAUAAAGCGGUGAAAAGCGCGGGAGCUGGGGGGUUUGUGCCCCGGAAUAUGAUGAGCACGAGGUACUAAUAAAUUAGUUGGAAUUGUUAUUGUUGAGUUUGUCAUGCGAGAAUGUGGUACUGCUAUGCAAGGGAAAUCUGUGAUGCGUAAAGAUGCCACUACAAAAAAAAUUAUCAGGCAACAACUACCGGGUCCGACGUACCCACAUCCGCAGGGAGGGAACAUGGGGCCGACUACGUAUACGCGGGCGAAGGGGGGCUUUCCGUGA